GAGAGAAAAAGGAAUCCUUUCAUUCACUCUCCCAUCAAUCCUUUCAUCAAAGUCUUCCUCUUUUUGCCUCUCCAAUUUUCUUUCUUUCUCUAGUCUCUAUCUUGUAUCUUACAAAUAUGGAAAUCUUUUGAUAUUUCAAUCACCAAUCCAUGCCCUUCUUUUCCUUCUCUUAUUAUUAAACCCUAAAAAAACCUCAAAAAAUAAUAAUUUAAUGGAUUCCUUUGCAGAAGUAGAGAGUUCCAACACCAUCAACAACAACAACAAUAAUAAUAUUAUGUCAUCAUCAUCAAGUCGAUAUGGGAAUCAGAAACGUCGUGAUUGGAACACUUUCGGUCAGUACCUUAAGAACCAUAGACCACCACUGUCUCUCUCCCGUUGUAGCGGAGCUCACGUCCUUGAAUUCCUCCGUUACCUCGAUCAAUUUGGCAAAACUAAAAUCCACACACCGAUAUGUCCAUUUUACGGCCUUCCAAAUCCUCCAGCACCUUGUCCAUGUCCACUUCGUCAAGCUUGGGGUAGCCUUGAUGCACUUAUUGGUCGUCUUAGAGCUGCUUAUGAAGAAAAUGGAGGAAAAUCUGAAAUGAAUCCUUUUGGUGCUCGUGCUGUUAGGCUUUACCUUCGUGAAGUUCGUGAUUUGCAGUCCAAAGCAAGAGGUGUUAGCUAUGAAAAGAAGAAAAGGAAACGACCACCAUCGUUACAAUUUUCUGGUGUUACUUCGCCAUCAGGAUCAGGAGGUAAUAAUAGAAGCAACAUUACUCAUGGAGUUUAGUUUAAAAUUUCAUGGUUUAGUACUACUAGUUAUUUUGAGGACACUACCUAGGGUUUGUUUAUUAAUAAUAAUAAUUGCGUACCGUCAAUUUCAUACGGUUUUAGCGUAUGAUAAUUUAUUAGUAAGAGUAGUAGUUGGAACUUGAUUGGAAGUACUAACAAGAGCAUGUAUAGUUCUUGUACUCAUGAAACUUGUAGUAGUAACUUAUGAAGACGCACGGUUAGACAGAGCACACUUUUUUUAUUAUUAUUUGUAUGUCUCUUAAUGUGCGGUGAGAUUCAAUCUCAACACCUCUAUCUGUUCUGAUAUCAUGUAAGAUUUUUGAGUAUGAUAAAACUUGGUUAUAUUUCACGGA
Messenger RNA from Solanum tuberosum (potato), 1124 nucleotides. RefSeq names its product protein LIGHT-DEPENDENT SHORT HYPOCOTYLS 3-like. Bases 212 to 769 code for a protein of 185 amino acids. Gene Ontology annotation, biological process: mRNA transcription; response to light stimulus. Gene Ontology annotation, cellular component: nucleus. The transcript has a single exon. The record is from RefSeq and is a predicted model, not a curated record. Lineage: Eukaryota; Viridiplantae; Streptophyta; Magnoliopsida; Solanales; Solanaceae.